GCUUCUAUAACCAGACUUCAUUUUACUUACUGAUUUCUGUACGUUUUUAGCAAAAUAAAAAUAAAAAAGUGUUUUUUGGUUCGUUUCGAGUUUAAAUAUUAAUUUUGAUCACGAUGUUGCCCAAAAGUCCACGCAUUCGUCAAGGAAAACAGACUGGCUUGUCCUCAAUCCCUCAGAAAGGGUCGCCCAGAGCGCUCUACUCCAAGUCACUUAUUUCCUUACAGGCAAAGAAACGCCACAUUUUGGGGCAGCGAAAUUUGAAGAAGGAGAAUGUCUUCGCAGACCAGGAGAACAACAAAAAGCUGCUGAACAAAAUACCCAAGGCUGUGCUACUGACACCCUCUUCCUCGGACAACUCCAUGACCACCACGGUUUCCAGUAGUGGUCAACCCAGCUACACGGUUAUGCCAAAAACCAGUCUGCUCCGGGAGCCCUCCUCCUUGACCCCGUACUUGACCCUCAAGCGUCAACAGACAUCGACUUUGAUUAACUUCCGAGUGCGCAAAUCGCUUUCCCAAAUGGACUUCAAAGAGGCUCGUCGCACAGGAAGCUAUCAGCUAAUGACCCAUGUGCCCUCGCCUAAGAAAACUGUCCAGAAGUUGGCGCAGGAAGAAACUGGAGCCUCGGGAUUGGAGGGCAAGAUGAGCCAGUUGGUGCUGCAGGACAACGCUCUAAUUGAAGGACAGAUGAGCUUUGUCGUUGGCCCAGAUCAGGAUGCCCGGGUGGCCAGCUUGAGGAUCUUCAACACCAUCAUGCUGCACGCUUGGCGCAGGAGACGUGAGGAGGUUCGUCAACUCAGCGAUCAGGUGGAGGACUACAAAAAGAGUUUUGUGAAGAAUCGCAACCAGUUGCAUGUCUAUAACUCGCUAUUUUCGGUGGAGAAACGUCGCAAUGAAACUUUGAAUGAUCAGCUCAGGCAAUCCUAUCGUGAGAAUGCCCAGACAAAGCUCUCCUACGAAGAACUGAGUCUAAUGCUGGUGCAGGUUAAAACCGAGAAGGAGAAACUGGCCGAGGAGUUGGCCAUCAAGGACCAGGACAUCGGGAAUCUGCAGGAGAUGCAACAGUCCCUCAGAUCGGAACUCUUCCAGGUGAGCAGCCAGCAGCGGGAGCAGCUGGAGCAGUUGACCCGCCUGCAACGCGAUUACCAGGAGAGUCAGUCUGCACAGGAUGAACUGGGCCGCCAGCUGGAUCUACUCCAAAUCGAUUUGGCCCUCAAGCGGGAUUUCAUCGAUAAGCUGCGCGAAAAUAUGGCCAAACUGGAGGAUCUCAAGCGGGGAUCCGAUAAGCAGUAUAGCAUGUUGCUCGAGCAAACCUUAAAGAUGGAGCGUUCCAUCGAGGAGAAAGAGGAGCAGCUGGUCACCCUCCAGAAUUGCUUGGCCGCCACCUUGGGCCAGAGGAUCCGCCAGUGCUUCGCCCAGAGCCAGGCCUACCAGCAUGCCACAUAUCGCAUGCUGCACUUCGUGGCCCACUAUAUGCUACCUGGUACUCCGCCACCGACACCUUCGUUUCCAGGAGCGGUCAAUAGACUCAAGGGAUUUUUUUCACGGGGCUCAGAAAUUGAUCUUGAGGAGGUCGAUAAUUCUGACAUUACCGAGAAGGUUGUUAAAGACCAAGAACAAGAAAAUCCCAUUUAAUAAUUUCUUGAAGUUCUUUACCUUAUUUGUUUUGUGAUUGCUACUUAUUGUUGUUUAGAUUUUCAAUAUUUUUCCUUACGGUUGAUAUUGCUCUUUAAAUCUUUGUUGGCAGUUUUAUGAAAUAAAUACGAAUA
Molecule: messenger RNA, 1768 nt
Organism: Drosophila subpulchrella
Lineage: Eukaryota; Metazoa; Arthropoda; Insecta; Diptera; Drosophilidae
Exons: 4
Coding region: 114-1634 (506 amino acids)
Source: RefSeq, a predicted model, not a curated record